AACUUCUUCCUCAAUUUUUUAAAAACAUAAUAAUUCCGCAGUAAAAAAUAAAAAUUUUUUUUACUCUCAUUUUUAUUAAUAUGGAAGAUAGUAGAAAUAUACAAAUAGCCGAAAAUAGGUUUCCUUAUGGAACUGGUGAAGAACAUAGAUUUUUACAUUUUACAUAUACACAUUAUUUUCAAUAUUGUGAAAGUCUUUUUACUUCUUUUUUUCUGGACCUCAAGUAGAAGUUCAAAAUAAUAUUUUAAAAGCAAAUUUUGGUCUAUCAAAUGAAGAAAUACUCAGUUGGGAGAAUAGAGCCGCUCACUAUAAAAUAACACCUCAAAGUUUUUCUUUUUUUUUACAUGUUGCUAUGUAUUCUGCUUCUCAGGGUUUUAAUGCAGUAUACUCUGGAAUAAAAGAGCGCAGCAAAGGAAGAAAGCAAAUGUUACGUUUAGUGAGAAAGCAUGACGAAAAGACUAAAAAGAGCAAGAAGGCUAAAAAAAAUAAGAAGAAAAAAUACCAAUCUGAAGAUUCCGAUUCUAAUGUGCUUACAAAUGUAAGUACUAGUGGAAUAAUGAGAAAUACUAAUGAUGAUGAUGAUCAAUUGGGUGUUGAUCAAAAUGUAAUUAUAAAUCGGUCAAUUGCGGAUGCCUCUGGAUCACAAUCACAUGUUAAUCAACAUAUUGAUAUGGAAAUCUCAACAGUACAACUUAUUUCUGAACUGGAUGUAAUGCCUCAGCCGCAGCUUAUAAAACAACCAGUUGACAAUUCAUCUAAUUUGACAAAAUCUUUGAAUAAAAAAAAGAAGUCAAAUAAAAAUAUUAUUUAACAAGUUAUUAUAGGUCAUAAACCAGAUGAUGAUGGUACAUCACGGAUUAGAAAUAUAUUGGUUUAUGAUAUUCCAGUAUCCUUGACACCAGAAGAAAUUCUGCAACAGUUAACUCUGUGGGAAAAGACUAUCUUGUUACAAACGAAACAAUAAAAGAAAUACCAGACAGUUCGUUUGAAGAUAGAAUUAACUUCCUUUUGUCUAACCCAGUUUGAAGGUAAUGAUGAUCCAGUUUGG
Molecule: messenger RNA, 1048 nt
Organism: Rhizophagus irregularis DAOM 181602=DAOM 197198
Lineage: Eukaryota; Fungi; Glomeromycota; Glomeromycetes; Glomerales; Glomeraceae
Source: RefSeq, a predicted model, not a curated record